AUUUUCACAUAUUCUCCUUUCUUUUAAAUUAUUUUAACAAUUUUAUUGUUAUUUAGACAGAAAGCUAAAGCAAAAACACACAAUAAAAUAUAAUAUAAAAUAGACGCAUUGUUACACACUCACUCAUGAGACUCAGCUCUCACCUACUCGCUAGCCUACUCUAACCAACCAACAGCAACCGCCUCCAUUCUCGACGGACACCUCGAGGUUCUCAAACUUUCUCUCUCUUCUUCAAAGCCAAAAUCUUUGUAGUCCUCCUCUUCAUCUUCAUCAGAUCUCUGUCUCUCUCCGAAGAAGAAGAAGAUGCAGAGCGCCGCAUUUACUCUCUCCUCUUCUUCUCUCCCUCUUGGGAAGCCUCGACUCUCUUCCAACCCUACUCUUCUUCGGCCUAGGUUCGAUCCUAUACGCCUCUCUUUGAAGAAUAAUAACGAUCUCGCCACUUCCAACAAUGUCUCAGUGUCUUCUUCCUUGCCCCGCCGAUCUUGGUCCCUUUCUUCGUCCUCGUCUUCGUCUUCGGCGUUUAAGUUCAGGCCGUGGAGUUCUGUUCCUUCCGAUGGUGAAGCCAAUCGUUUUGAGGUUAGGGCCAGUCCGGUGCCGGAGAGCGCUGGAGAAGUCGCUGAAUCGAGUAGCUUGAAAAAAACUCUCGUGCUUGGGUUGUUAUUUGGUCUGUGGUACCUCUUCAAUAUUUAUUUUAACAUCUACAAUAAGCAGGUCUUGAAGGUGUUUCAUUUUCCAGCAACUGUGACACUAAUUCAGUUUGCUGUUGGAACUGUACUUGUUAUUCUCAUGUGGGGUCUCAAUCUCUAUAAAAGACCGAAGCUUACUGGUGCCCAGCUUCUAGCAAUAUUACCACUGGCUGCGGUUCAUACUUUGGGAAACCUUUUUACUAAUAUGAGUCUUGGAAAAGUGGCUGUUUCAUUCACUCACACAAUUAAAGCUAUGGAGCCCUUCUUUUCAGUUAUCCUUUCAGCCAUGUUUUUAGGGGAGAUGCCUACUAUUUGGGUGGUUGGUUCUUUGUUGCCAAUUGUUGGUGGAGUGGCAUUGGCAUCAGUUACUGAGGCCUCUUUUAAUUGGGCUGGAUUUUGGAGUGCAAUGGCUUCCAAUUUGACCAAUCAAUCUCGUAAUGUUCUUAGCAAGAAGGUCAUGAUUAAGAAAGAGGACUCCAUGGACAACAUUACUCUCUUCUCAAUAAUAACUGUGAUGUCCUUCUUCUUGCUGGCCCCUGCGACUAUUUUCAUGGAGGGUGUCAAAUUUUCACCAGCAUACCUACAAGCUGCUGGAUUAGACGUUAAACUUCUAUGCACGAGGUCCCUUAUUGCUGCUCUCUGCUUCCAUGCUUAUCAGCAGGUCUCUUAUAUGAUAUUGCAGAGGGUAUCUCCUGUCACUCACUCAGUUGGAAAUUGUGUGAAGCGGGUGGUGGUCAUUGUGAGCUCUGUUAUUUUCUUCCAAUCACCCGUCUCGCUGAUCAACUCCCUUGGCACUGGGGUGGCGCUCUCAGGAGUUUUCCUCUACUCGAGGGUGAAGCGCAUUAAGCCAAAGCCCAAGACUGCUUGAAAGUCUUCCGUAGAAAUUUUGCUGGGUACCGUUGAUGAGAUGGUAGAUGAAAAAACUCCCAGAUUGGCUCGUUGAACAAAUUGUUUGUAGGUCAGGCAAGAACUGUGAUUGUUUUUUGUUUUUUUUUUUAAUCUUUUUGGUGUUACUUGUGUUGUUUUAUUAUCAGGAUACAGUUUCAUUCUUUUCGUGAAGGUGAGUAAAUGGUGGGAGUAAAAAAAAUAAAAUUUCUGCUGUCGUUUUUGGGGUUAGAUUGAAAUGUAUCAAAUGUAGUUUAAAUUCCAAGCAAUUGUUUUUCUUUUCAA
Molecule: messenger RNA, 1856 nt
Organism: Cannabis sativa
Lineage: Eukaryota; Viridiplantae; Streptophyta; Magnoliopsida; Rosales; Cannabaceae
Product: triose phosphate/phosphate translocator, non-green plastid, chloroplastic
Exons: 9
Coding region: 304-1554 (416 amino acids)
Biological process (GO): transmembrane transport
Cellular component (GO): membrane; Golgi apparatus
Molecular function (GO): antiporter activity
Source: RefSeq, a predicted model, not a curated record